AUGGGUCGUCGUCCAGCUCGCUGCUACCGUUAUAUUGGUAACAAACCAUAUCCAAAGUCUCGCUUCUGCCGUGGUGUUCCAGAUCCACGUAUCAUCCGUUACGAAACAGGCACCAAGACAGCACAUGCAAAGGAACUCCCAAUUUGCUGCCGCCUUAUCCUUCUCGAGCACGAAUGCGUUUCCUCUGAAGCCCUUGAAGCCGCUCGUGUCAGCUCCAACAGAUACAUGAUGAAGACAAUGGGCAAGGAUGGUUAUCACAUCAAGAUCAACCUUCACCCAUUCCACGUUCUUCGUAUUAACAAGAUGCUUUCCACAGCUGGUGCCGAUAGACUUCAGACAGGUAUGAGACACGCUUUCGGUAAGCCAGAAGGCCUUGUUGCUCGUGCUAACUACAACUCUCAGAUCAUGACAAUCCGUACAACAUCCGCUGGUCUUAAGCACGCCCUCGAAGCUCUUCGCCGUGCUUCAUUCAAGUUCCCAGGACACUCCCGUGUUGUUAUCUCAAACAAGGUUGGCUUCACACCAUACACAUUCGAGCAAUUCAAGGAGCUCCAGGCUAAUGGCCAGAUUGUCGAUUGCGGCAACCACGUAAAGCGCGUCUACCGCCGUGGCCCAAUCCCAACACACUAA
This is a messenger RNA of Trichomonas vaginalis G3, 630 nucleotides long. RefSeq names its product structural constituent of ribosome. Gene Ontology annotation, molecular function: structural constituent of ribosome. Gene Ontology annotation, biological process: ribosomal large subunit assembly; translation. The transcript has a single exon. Lineage: Eukaryota; Parabasalia; Trichomonadida; Trichomonadidae. The record is from RefSeq and is a predicted model, not a curated record. Gene Ontology annotation, cellular component: cytosolic large ribosomal subunit; ribosome. The coding region runs from base 1 to 630 and encodes 209 amino acids.